CCCGGGUUCGCCUUCCUGCUCCCUCUCGAGGCUCGCAGCCCGGGUAGCAGCCGAGGCGAGCCAUGGCGCAGUGGGCUUGUUUUUCCGGGCGGCUGCGGGGCUGCCUGAGCUCGCGACUUCUGGCAGCCCCCUGCCCGGAUCUGGCUUGGAGGGGCUCAGCCAGCGCGGCGCAGGUGGCCCCCGCCACUCGGGGCGAAGAGCGGCUGAAACGGCCGGAGGAGCUGCCGGGACCGGGGCUGCUUGGCUCCCUCUAUUGGCUCUUAGUAAGGGGCUACUUGCUGCACACGCAUCGCCUGCAGAUCAUUUCUAAGAAAUUGUAUGGUCCCAUGUGGAAAUCCACCUUUGGCUCUUACAACAAUAUUAAUAUUGGCAGUCCUGAAGUCCUAGAGCAGCUUUUACGCCAGGAAGGGAAGUAUCCCAUCCGGAGUGACAUGGCCCUCUGGAAAGAGCACCGGGAAAUCCGAAAUCUGCCCUAUGGCCCCUUCACAGAGGAGGGGGAGCGGUGGCAUCGCCUGCGGCAGGUACUGAACAAGAGGAUGCUAAAACCUUCAGAAGCUGUGCUGUAUGCCGAUGUCAUCAAUGAGGUGGUGUCUGACUUGAUGGUGCAUCUGAAGGAUGAGAGAAAACAAAGUCCCUCUGGGGUGAUGAUCCAAGAUGUGGCCCAAAUACUUUAUCGAUUUGCCUUAGAAGGUAUCUCAUACAUCCUGUUUGAGACCCGCAUUGGCUGCCUGAAGAAGCAGAUCCCUGCUGAGACACAGCAUUUUAUUGAUGCUAUUGGAGGCACACUGAAGAAUUCAGUCUAUGCCACUGUCCUGCCCAAGUGGACCCGGGAAGUGUUGCCCUAUUGGAAUCGCUACUUGCAGGGCUGGGACACAAUCUUUGACUUUGGAAAGAAACUGAUUGAUCAGAAGCUGGUGGUGUUAGAAAAGUGUCUGGACGAGGGCAAGGAGGUCUCGGGCUACCUAACCUUCCUACUGUCCACUGGGAAACUCAGUCAUAAAGAAGUUUCGGGUAGCAUAGCUGAGCUGCUGCUGGCUGGCAUAGAUACGACAUCCAAUACCCUCUCAUGGGCCAUGUACCACCUAUCUCAAGACCUGAAGAUCCAGGAAGCUUUGUACCAGGAAAUUGUUAGUGUGGUGCCCAAAGACCGGAUCCCUGAUGCCAAAGAUCUUACCAAGAUGCCACUGCUAAAGGCCAUAAUCAAGGAGACUCUCCGGCUGUAUCCCGUGGUCCCCACCAAUGCCAGAAUUAUUGCAGAAAAGGAUGUGAUUGUUGGAGGGUACAAGUUUCCAAAAGAUACCCUGUUCGUGCUUGCUCACUACGCUCUCUCGCAUGAUGAAACCCACUUCCCUGACGCAGAACGUUUCCUGCCACAUCGCUGGCUGCGAGAGCGGAAGCAAUCUGCUCCCCACCCCUUCAGCUCCAUUCCCUUUGGCUAUGGGGUGCGUGCCUGCGUGGGGCGUCGCAUUGCUGAGCUUGAGAUGCAUCUGGCUCUUGCCAGGAUCAUCCGGACGUUCUCAGUCAGGCCUGAUCCAAACUGCAAAGUGGUGAAGCCCCUCGCCCGCAUUGUGCUCGUGCCAGACAAGCCCAUUAACUUGAAUUUCAUUGACAGAUAGUGCUUCGUCUGACUUAGGGUUGCACUCUGGACUCAUCUAGACAGGCCGCAAAGAUUCAAAGCUCAGACUCUUGGGUUUGACUGGGUGGGGGGAAGGCUAGUGGGUUUCUCCAUACCCAGAUCAACAUAGUCUACAAAUUUUCCUCCAUGAGUCCCUGCAGCCCUGAGCCCCCUAUUCUGCUUCUUAUCUGCAGUGAGUGUGUGUAUACACAAGACAUACAUAUACACACACACAUAAAUAUAGGGGUGCAGGAACAAUGAGAGCAAUGAGCAUCCUCUUGAACAGACUGGCUUUCCCACUCACAGGGAUCCCAAGACAGAUAUGCAAGAACAAAAGCCUGGCGCCUCAAGUUGCUCUUAAAAUCCCUCCUUCUUCUACCUCAGGCCUCCUGCCCAAGCACCUGGUAUACCUGUACAAGGAGGUAGUAACAGCCCAAAUGGAACAUUGCAUGCCUUCAGCAUUUGAAAGAUAGUUUUGAAAAUGUGCACUUACACGUGUAAAAGAAAUUACUUAAACAAGGUUUCCUUGUGCUUCACAUGAUCUUGCCUUUCAUUAGCACACCCUCCUAUGAGCCUCGUGGAGUGAUAUCUCUCCUAUGUGUAACGAACAAAAAGAGAAAACCAGCCCAGCUGCUGAUUGAUUUUCCAUCCCAGUUCUUUUAAAAAAACCUGGUAGAAUAUACAUUUGAUUGCAAAAGAGGACAUAUCAUCCAAAGAAAUAAUAUAAAUCAAAUAAAUCAAAAUAAAAUAUUCAUAUAG
Molecule: messenger RNA, 2374 nt
Organism: Sphaerodactylus townsendi
Lineage: Eukaryota; Metazoa; Chordata; Lepidosauria; Squamata; Sphaerodactylidae
Product: sterol 26-hydroxylase, mitochondrial-like
Exons: 9
Coding region: 63-1616 (517 amino acids)
Biological process (GO): cholesterol metabolic process; cortisol metabolic process; cellular response to peptide hormone stimulus
Cellular component (GO): mitochondrial inner membrane
Molecular function (GO): iron ion binding; oxidoreductase activity, acting on paired donors, with incorporation or reduction of molecular oxygen; heme binding
Source: RefSeq, a predicted model, not a curated record